Molecule: messenger RNA, 258 nt
Organism: Gongylonema pulchrum
Lineage: Eukaryota; Metazoa; Nematoda; Chromadorea; Rhabditida; Gongylonematidae
Source: the annotation of a GenBank genome assembly
AUGACAGCAGUGGGCGAUAAAUUAAUGAAACGAUUGAUCCAGCUGGGCGCCACUAUGGCUAUUGGCGCUGGUGUUGCAUCGAAGGCCCUCUACAACGUGGAUGGUGGACAAAGAGCAGUGAUUUUCGAUCGAUUCACUGGCGUAAAGCCAAAUGUAAUUGGUGAGGGCACGCAUGUGCUGAUUCCGGGAAUCCAGAAACCAAUCAUCUUCGACAUUCGCUCAACCCCACGAGUCGUUUCAACAAUCACAGGAAGCAAG